AUGCGCUCUUACAUCACCAUCGUUGCUGCGCUCUACGCUGCCGUGGCUUCGGCCAGCAGCACGGCUAAUGCCUUCAACAACCCUGCUGGCGGUUACAGCUUCACCGUCGGCGAGCCUACCACCCUCAGCUGGCACGCUGAUAGCGGUUCGACCGUGACUCUGCGCCUGCAGUACGGCACUGUCUCGACUGCCAACUCGGGUACUAUCAUUGCCUCCAACAUCCCCAACGACGGCAGCUACACCUGGAACGUCCCCUCCGACCUCGCCUCCGAGCCCGACUACACCAUCGAAAUCGUCGACGACCAGGACACCUCCAACUACAACUUCUCCCCGCGCUUCACCGUCUCCGGCGCCACCGUGGCCACCACCACCUCCGCUUCCAGCGUUACCAUCUCCACCACCACCAUCUCGACUACUUCCACCAGAACCUCCACCAAGACUACCACUCCUUCUUCCAGCACCUCGACUCCGACUACCUUGACCACUUCCAGCUCGUCCAGCGCUAGCUCCAGCUCCGCCGUCUCGACUACUUCCACUUCUGCCUCGACUAGCACUUCCAGCACCGUUGCUUCUAGCACUACCUCUGCUGCGUCGGUGCCUACCACUAACGCUGGUAUGGCCAACCGUGUGUCCGGUGGUCUGUUGGCUGUCGUUGCUGGUGUGGCUAUGAUGCUGUAA
Molecule: messenger RNA, 678 nt
Organism: Penicillium daleae
Lineage: Eukaryota; Fungi; Ascomycota; Eurotiomycetes; Eurotiales; Aspergillaceae
Product: GPI anchored serine-threonine rich family protein
Exons: 2
Coding region: 1-678 (225 amino acids)
Source: RefSeq, a predicted model, not a curated record